UAAUAUCGUAACAGACACGAAGCAAGCAUCAGUGUAGUCGUGAAGUCGUGAUGGGAACACUGGCGAAUGGUGGCAGCGUUGGGAGACAAGAAAACAAGCGAUGGUCUUUAAUCCAUGGUCCUCGUUUCUUGGUCGUCCUACUGGUGAUAUCCAUUAUCCACGUAGGAGCAAGUCAGAACAAGACGAGCACUCUUGAUCGAGGUUUAAAAAAGAUGCGUUCCCCAAGAUAUGCCAAGACAACAUACAAAGCCAACACUCAAUACAGCAGGGUUUGUAACACCACAGAAUGUGCUAAUGCUGCCAAACAAAUUAAUAGUUCGAUGAACCUGACCAUGGACCCAUGUGAGAACUUCUAUGAGUUUGCCUGUGGAAGAUAUCGAGUACAAAAUCCAUUGAACGGAAAUGACAGCAUUACUGGCCUUGUGAAAAACACGUGGUGGUUCCGAUACUAUUUAAAAGAUAAACUGGUAAAAGGGCUAGCCAAACUCAACGGUGCGAGUGAUGAAGUAAUGAAAAUACCUUCAGACAUCUACAAAUCGUGUAUGAACUUGGCAGCCAUUGACAAGGAGUGUGAUGCACCAUUAAAGAGACUCAUUCGAGAAUUCGGAGGAUGGAGUAUGGUGGAGGAAAAUGGACAGUGGGACGAGAAAAACUGGGAUUUUGCAAAGGCUAUUCUAGCUAUUCAUCGUAACUAUAAAUCGAACGGGCCUUUGUUUUUAGUGAAACACUGGGAAGAUGCGGCCGACAAUAGGAGAUAUAUUUUUGAAAUUGAUCAGGCACGAACCAAGGGAUCAUACUCACCAUCAAAAGUUGAUACCUACCGAAGUCUGAUCCAUCACGUAGCAUUACUUCUUGGAGGACGUACCAACCUGCAACAGAAAAUACAGGAGUUGAUUGAUUUUGAAACGAAACUUGCAAAUAUAAGUUUACCCUCACGUUCACCGGCGAAAACCACAUUCGAUGACAGGAUGACCGCUGCGGAUUUACAGAAAGAAACGCCAACUUUCAACUGGUAUAACCACCUACAAGGAAUGUUCGCCCCAAAACAUCUUCACAAAACAGAAAAGUUUGACGUUUCUGCGCUGUCCUACUUAAAAGGUGCCAUGGCAUUAGUUCACAAUACACCAAAGAGCGUUUUAUCCAAUUAUUUGGUAUGGUACGUGAUUAAGGACGAGCUAGCGUACAUGUCCAAGUCCUACAGGGAUUUAAAUGCACGAUAUUUGCGAGAAGUGAACAAUUACACAGCGAACGAGGAACGAUGGAAAACAUGUGUUGACUAUGUAAAUAAUGUUUUAACGAGAGACAUAGUGGCUGCUGGAUUUGUAGCAGAUAACUUCACCAACAAUUUGAAAAUUGCGAAAAUGGUAAAAAAGAUGAUGACUGAGGUACGAGAAGCUUUCAAGGAGAAUAUCAACUCUCUUACCUGGAUUGAUGAUCACACCAGAAGAGCAAUACUGGAAAAGGUAAACGCGGAGAGAGGGGAAUCUGGCUUCCCAAAAAAUCUCCUGGACCCUGGAAAAGUUUCCAAGAAAUUUGAAAAAUACAAGAAUCUGAACAUCAGAAACGACACUCUGCUCAGCAACAGAAUAACAUUGAUGAAGGUCAUGCAAAAAGAUUUGUUAGCAAAAUUCAAUAAAACCAUGGAUCAAGAAGAGUGGGUGCACAUGGGGCCACAAAAUGCUAAUUAUGGAAAAAACCCUUAUAAAAACUGGAUAACUGUACCAUUGCUACAGAUUCGUCCACCCGAUUUCUAUCCUGUCGACGAAUUAAGAGCGAUCAACUUUGGAARAAUUGGUAAUGUAAUUGGACAUGAAGUCACACAUAGUUUUACCCCUACAGGUAGGAAAUUCAACAAGGAUGGAGAAGUCAAAGGUCAGCUUUGGACAAACCAAUCACUUGAAAGGUUCAAUGCUCGACUUCAGUGUUUUGUUAAACAGUAUUCACAGUAUUAUGAAUCAGGAAUUCAAGUUAACGGUAGUAAGACUCUUGACGAAAAUACUGCAGACAACAGUGGCUUAAAAGCGGCUGUCAAGGCAUACCACAAUUGGGCAGAGCGAAAUCCCAGUGAAACAUGGCUGCUACCAGGACUGAAUUUCACCAACGAACAACUGUUCUACAUUGCAAUGGGUCAGAACUGGUGUUUUCACGACAAACUUUAUUACACCAAAUGGAAGUUGAGAUCUAUUUAUCCGACGGAAAAUUGGAGGUUGAUUGGUAUAUUAACUAACUCUUGCGAGUUUGCUAACGCAUUCAAGUGCAAGAUAAACAGUCCAAUGAAUCCUUUGAAGAAAUGUGCUAUUUGGAGUAAAGAGGGGCCGUUGUUCUAGUUACAUGUCUUAUGCUAGAUCAUUCUAACCGACUUCUAAUAUUGGUUGGUAAUGAAUGUUGCAAGAAAAUGUACUUCAAUGAUUGCACCAGCUAAAGACUAUCUCAACUGGAUGUGCCCAAAACAUAAUAACGAUUUAUAAACACUCUGCCAGAAAACAUGAAAUAUGUUACUGAUUCUACUAAAAAUAGAUCAAUUAAUAAAACGUAACCUAA
Actinia tenebrosa (Australian red waratah sea anemone) is the source of this 2541-nucleotide messenger RNA. RefSeq names its product endothelin-converting enzyme homolog. Gene Ontology annotation, cellular component: plasma membrane. Gene Ontology annotation, biological process: protein processing. Lineage: Eukaryota; Metazoa; Cnidaria; Anthozoa; Actiniaria; Actiniidae. Gene Ontology annotation, molecular function: metalloendopeptidase activity. The record is from RefSeq and is a predicted model, not a curated record.